This is a messenger RNA of Adineta steineri, 218 nucleotides long. Lineage: Eukaryota; Metazoa; Rotifera; Eurotatoria; Adinetida; Adinetidae. The record is from the annotation of a GenBank genome assembly.
AUGGAUAUACUUGGAUUAAUACGUCGUUUACCUGAAAUAGUAGCAUAUAAUAAAUUCGAUGAUGAUUUUUUUGAUCGAUUAAAUUAUUCUCAUACAGUCGCUAUUUUAACUGUCUUUGCUAUUAUUGUUACAAAUCGACAAUUUAGUGAAAAUCAAAUUAAAUGUUGGGUUUGUAUUAUAAACAGUUCUUUAAAUUAUAAUCUUGAUUUUCUAUUUAU